Schizosaccharomyces japonicus yFS275 is the source of this 1110-nucleotide messenger RNA. Its product is annotated as COP9/signalosome complex subunit Csn4. The record is from RefSeq and is a predicted model, not a curated record. The transcript has a single exon. The coding region runs from base 1 to 1110 and encodes 369 amino acids. NCBI's taxonomy places the organism in Eukaryota, Fungi, Ascomycota, Schizosaccharomycetes, Schizosaccharomycetales, Schizosaccharomycetaceae.
AUGGCGUCUUUAGUCAACUUAACGGCUGAACAGCUUGAUAUAUUGCUGAAAGGAGUCGAUGUUUCUUCUCGGUUAUCGGAUUUGUUUGAGUGUAUUUCAUAUUAUUUAUCGCCUGAACGGUAUAAGGAAAGCGUAUCCCAGCAAGAAGUACUGUUGACCUAUUUUGGCGAGACGAAAGAGCUUGACAAAAGAAAAAGCCUGUUGCUGCACUUUCAUGAACGUAUUCAAAAUCUAUCUGAUGUUCGUCGUAAUGUAUAUGUGAAUUGCUGUCUUCAAUUGGCCUCUAUUGAGGAAGAGCAAGGCCAGUAUGAGGCAGCUAUUCCAUUUUUGAAAGAGGUAGAGAAUGUAAUGGUCAAAGAUGAUGAGAAUGAACAAAUUUUGCUUGUUCGCCUUCGUAUAGCAGAUAAUUAUAUGAAGACGAAACAGUAUGAUAAGGCAGCGAUGCUUUUACGGACGUCUAUACAAUACCUGAAUCGAGAAAAAAACGAGCAGUUAGUUACUGAUUUUCUCUUCUGCAAUGCUCGCACACUUGAUGAAACCCAUCAGUAUGGAGAUGCUGCAUUAAAUUACUCAAAAGUCCUCGACUACGAGUCACGAUUACAGGACCCGAUUGUGUCUGAAUGCGUUCGUAUGACUGCCAUCUGUAUAUUUUUGUCCCAACCGACAACUGAGUUGGCGGAUCUCUUGCUAAAACUGUAUGUACAUCCCCUCUCAAAAACUACGGACAUCUAUCCAAUGCUAAAAAAGUGUGCUCGGUAUGAAAUCCUGGACCGUAAAGAUGCAACUCGUCUGCUUCCCUGUCUCGCCGCGCACCAAGUUACUUUUGUGCAGGACAUUAUGCUCGCCCAAAAGAAUGUAUUCUUAGAACUUAAUAUUGCACUAUACUCAAGGAAUUAUUUACGAGCAAGCAUACCGGUAUUUGCGAAACAUCUGUGUGUCUCACCAGCGGCACUACAGUACACACUUAUUGAUAUGAUUAAGGACCAGCGUCUAAAUGCUCAUAUAGAUCAGGUGAAUGGCAUUGUUACCUUCCACGAUCAUACAAAAGCUGGAAUUUAUGCUAAGAAUUUGGAACGGCUUUGUGAGAACUUGGAAAAAUACGGUUGUUAA